AUGAAAAUUUCUAUAAAUAGGAAUGGGGUUUCAUUAGUGAAUAAACAAGUUGUACAGAUUAAAAAUCUCAUUGAGGUUGUCUUUCAAGAUUAUGAGAAGGAAAAACUUAACGAAAGGAUUGCUAAAUUAUCUGGUGGUGUGGCAGUGGUACAGGUUGGAACUCAAACCGAAAUAGAGCUUAAAGAAAAGAAAGUGAGAGUAGAAGAUGCUCUUAAUGCAACUAAGGCAGCAGUUGAGGAAGGUAUUGUUGUCGGUGGUGGAUGUACUUUGCUAAGACUUGCUUCUAAGGUGGAUGCUAUCAAGGAUUCACUUGAUAAUGAUGAAGAAAAGGUUGGAGCAGAUAUAGUUAAAAGAGCUUUGAGUUACCCUCUAAGAUUAAUGAUUAUAUUUUUCUUGAUAUAGGUGGUCAGAUGUUGCUUGGAGCAUGCAACAUCAGUGGCCAAGACAUUCUUGAUGUCCAAUUGUGUGGUUGUGGAAAUAAAGGAACCCAAGUCCGUGCCUGCUGGGAACCCCGUGGAUAAUUCAGGUUUGCACUUCUAAAUCUAACAUGAUUAG
Gossypium raimondii (Peruvian cotton) is the source of this 555-nucleotide messenger RNA. RefSeq names its product chaperonin 60 subunit beta 2, chloroplastic. NCBI's taxonomy places the organism in Eukaryota, Viridiplantae, Streptophyta, Magnoliopsida, Malvales, Malvaceae. Gene Ontology annotation, molecular function: ATP binding; ATP-dependent protein folding chaperone. The record is from RefSeq and is a predicted model, not a curated record. Gene Ontology annotation, cellular component: chloroplast stroma; cytosolic ribosome. Gene Ontology annotation, biological process: protein refolding. The transcript is spliced from 6 exons.